AAAAUGAUAGAGUCGUUCGAGUUACAUUAUGUAAGAGAAAAUCUAACGAAAUAAAUUUCUCAAAGUGACUUUGAUCGUGACUCUCAAAAUAAUCCUCUUUUGUUAUCAUCGAAUAACCAACAAAUUUCCAUGAUUAAAUAUCAAAUCUCCAUAUUUAAAUACAGAAACCGAAUCAUUCGUCUAUGAUAUUAUAGUAUCAGCUUUAAAUCAAAUGAUUUUAGAAAACCAUUUUAGAAAUACACAUACACACACAAACACAUAUAUAUAAAGAAAGAGAGAGAGAAAGAGAGAGACAGAUAGAAUUUAGUUUAGAAAUUGGUUAGGAAGAAACCGCGGGGGCGAGGUUUCUGCCAGAGAGCAGCCGGUUAUUCGUUCGACGGUGGAAUAAAAAAGAACGUACAUUCGACGAAAAUAGUAUCGUCGGCCAGGAUCGUAUCACGUUCGAGCUCCACGGACGUAGAUCUCCUUUCUAUUAAUAGUAACGAACGAGAAUUAAGGAUCAAAGAAGAGAAGAAGAAGAACCAGCAGCAGUAGCAGCAGAAGAAGUAGUAGUAGUAGUAGAAGAAGAAGAAGAAGAAGAAGAAGAAGAAGAAGAAGAAGAAGAAGAAGAAGAAGAAGAGGAAGAAGGAGUAGUACCAGCUAACGAUAGAGUUUUGGUACCACUCAGAGAACGUUCUCAGAUCGAACAGUCCGGAGUUCAGAGCCGCUCGAGCUAUCGCGGACUCGACAUUCCAUCGGCCAAAAGCUCGUUCUUCGUUAGCUCGCUCGCUCGUUCUCUCUCUUUCUCUAUCAUUCUCUCUCUUUCUUUGUCUUUUUCUUUCUCUCUUGUGUGUGUGUGUGUGUCGUUUAAUAAAAAGCAUCUCUCAAUCGGCUGGGGCACCGAGGCAACCCUCUCGUUGCCACGUACACACACCCACCCACCUACACAUCUCUCUUCACAUACAUUACCACAUACAUUGACAUCACUCGAAUUUCCUUAACCAACCGCAAACAUGUCCGACGACGAGGAACAAUACUCCAGCGAGGAGGAGGUCGAGGAAGUGCAGCCGGAGAAGAAGAUCGAGGGUAGGGCGUCCCAAAAGGACUCCGGGGAGAAUAUCGAGUUUAUGAAGAGGCAAGAACAGAAGAGAAGCGAUCUCGAUGAACAACUUAAGGAAUACAUCGCGGAAUGGAGAAAGCAGAGAGCCAAGGAAGAAGAGGAACUUAAACGUCUCAAGGAGAAACAAGCUAAGCGCAAGAUCACCCGUGCCGAUGAAGAAAAGAGAUUGGCUCAGAAGAAGAAGGAAGAGGAGGAACGUCGUCAACGUGAAAUUGAGGAAAAGAAACAACGUGACAUUGAGGAAAAGAGACGACGCCUCGAGGAGUCUGAAAAGAAACGUCAGGCUAUGAUGCAAGCGAUGAAGGACCAAGCAAACAAGAAAGGACCUAACUUUACCAUUACGAAGAAGGACCUUGGAGGUAAUCUCUCAUCGGCUCAAUUGGAACGUAACAAGACGAAGGAGCAACUGGAAGAAGAGAAAAAGAUAUCUUUGAGUAUCCGCAUUAAACCAUUAGAAAUCGAGGGUCUAUCGAUCGACAAACUUCGUUUCAAGGCCACGGAACUUUGGGAUACUAUCGUUAAAUUAGAAACUGAGAAGUACGAUCUCGAGGAGAGACAAAAACGUCAGGAUUACGAUCUUAAAGAAUUGAAGGAACGUCAGAAACAACAAUUGAGGCACAAGGCUUUGAAGAAAGGUUUAGAUCCUGAAGCUCUUACUGGCAAAUAUCCUCCGAAGAUCCAAGUUGCCUCGAAAUACGAACGUCGCGUCGAUACUAGGUCCUACGACGACAAGAAAAAACUUUUCGAGGGUGGCUAUGACACGCUUUUAGCGGAGUACAACGAGAAACUGUGGAAACAGAAAACAGAACAGUUCAUGAAGCGCACCAAAACGAAGUUACCGAAAUGGUUCGGCGAGAGGCCUGGCAAGAAAGCUGGCGAUCCAGAAUCACCGGAGGGCGAAGAGGACGUAAAAGCCGCGGCCGAUGACGAUCUCGAGGAGCCACAAUUCGAUGAAGAAGAAGAGGAAGAGGAAGAGGAGGAGGGUGAGGAGAAGGAGGAAGAGGAAGAAGAGGAAGAGGAAGAAGAAGAAGAGGAGGAAGAGGAAGAAGAAGAGGAGGAGGAAGAAGAAGAAUAAAAAAGCCGUUUCGGAGCUAUUAUUAUUAUUAUUAUUACUAUUAAUAUUAUUAUUAUUAUUAUUACUAUUACUAUUACUAUUACUAUUACUAUUAUUAUUGACUACGAGGAUCUAAUCUUAAAAAAAGAAAAAACGAAAAAAAAAGAAGAAGAAGGAAAAAGAACUAAACAAAACAAACAAUAAAAUAAAAUAAAAUAAAAUAAAAAGUUCCAGAAUAAAAGCCAAAAGUGUUCCCAGAUAAAAUUCCGAAAUCAAUGGAACUUCCAUCUUUUAGAUCUUGUAGUUUUACAAUUUAAAAGAAAUAAAAAACUAUUAGACAAUAA
Vespula vulgaris is the source of this 2497-nucleotide messenger RNA. RefSeq names its product troponin T, skeletal muscle (gene TpnT). Gene Ontology annotation, cellular component: troponin complex. Lineage: Eukaryota; Metazoa; Arthropoda; Insecta; Hymenoptera; Vespidae. Bases 993 to 2174 code for a protein of 393 amino acids. Gene Ontology annotation, molecular function: tropomyosin binding. The transcript is spliced from 14 exons. Gene Ontology annotation, biological process: regulation of muscle contraction; muscle contraction; sarcomere organization. The record is from RefSeq and is a predicted model, not a curated record.